AUGGAGGCACCGCUUGUUGCAUUGGUGCGGAGCGGUACUUCGCAACUGCACCAAGACGGCCCAUUGACUCCUGAUCUGCAGCACUCAUUCUACAUGUCGGGCGAUUCCGACAAUGAUUCGGCUCAUCCUACACCUUCGGACAUGACCGUGCCCGCUCAGUCUGGCACAGAUGGCGGCAGCAACAACAACAAGUUGGUCAUUCGCGCCGAAGAGGAGGUGCGCAAGAUCCAUUACAUCGAUUCACCCACUCUUGACGGAACUUCAGCGAAGGCUACAGUGAUGGAAGCUCCGAGUCAACUUGCUGCCACAACAAGGGCGUCCCCAUUGCCUGCCGCAUAUGCCGCCGGUGGACCUCGCUCAGACAGCGCAUCUACCACCGGAGCCGCUUUCUCAGCUUCGAUAGCAGUCCCGGCAACCAUCUCGACUCCAACCCCCGCGCACGCUCCCUCUUCCGCCGCAUCCACACCCGCUUCGACGCUAGCUACACCGGGCGCAACACCGCAGCCGUACGCACGGAAGAGGGGCAGACCACGAAAGCAUCCACUUCCCGAUCCAAACGCACCGCCGAAGAGCAAGCGCAAACUCAGCCCUGCCGGUGUCGCUGCGGCUGCUGCCAGGCAGAAGGCAGCCGAGGUCGUGGCUGCCCGCUCUGCUGCUUCGACCGCUGGCUCGCUCCUCUCUGUCCCCGACCUAGGUCGUCUCAUUCCACAGGGCUCUUCCUCCGACAACGCGCAGAGCUUCAUCCAGAACAAUCUCCGCCUUUUUGCCGACCUCUUUGUCGCUCUGCAGAAGCAGGCCACCACAGACAAUUCGAUACGGAUUGACACCCAUGACGCUGUCCCGAUUCAGGAAGCUGCGAGAACAGAUCCAGAUCUGGACCACGACGGAUCCUCCAGUAUUCCUGUCGCAACUGUAGCAGCGGAGGAUGAGGGAUCAACGGUCGCUCUGACAACACCGAACGCAGGCACAAACCGCGGCAUCGCAGCCGCAGAAGCAAUCACAUCGUCUUCAACAGGUCUCGCCGAUCCUCUCGCUGGACCCAGCGAUGCCAUCCGCGACGAGAUCAAGAAAAAGAUGGUCGACGUCACCAAAGGUCGCGAAGCCAUCCAAGCCGAGAUGCUUCAGAUGCGCGUCGAUGCAAGCUUUUUCGAGCACGCGCAAAAGACGGUCGACGAACGCAUCACGGUGCUACGUGAUCGCAUCGCCAAACGCACGGCUCUGCUUCAGAGAGAGCGCGAAGCAACACGACAGGCUAGGGAAGCCACCCGCAAAGCCAAGAAAGAUCUCAAGGCAAGGGAGAGGGGCCUCCGCGAGAGCGAGAGGGAGGAGCGUCGGUUGGCACAGACCUUUGCGCAGCUCGAGCGCGAGAUUGCCGCGGAAGAGGAGGAGCGACGUCGACUGGAAGAGGGCGAAUCGAGCGACGACGAGGGCGGAGAGCAGAUCGUCGCACGCCAGCCGUUGUAUGGGAUGGGUUCGACUUCGCUCGGCGCAAGUCCGUCGGAAGCAACGUCUGUCAGUGCGACAGCGACGCCUUCCAUCGCCACUGAUGCCGCAAUGACUCCUGACCGAGCUGUCGGGUUCAGCGACGAGGAGCUCGCCAAGGUGCUCGGCAUCUCGACCGGCGAGUUGGCGGGUUUCAGCCAGACGCUCGAGCUCACACCUGCUCUGUCGGGUUCGCCCUCGCAUCCUCCGGUCGGCAGCAGCAGAGGCAAUGACGAUGUUGCUCCCUCGACGUUCGCAUCGGCGAUAGAACCGGCGGGAGAUGCUUCCGGUUCGCACGCAGACGGCUUUGACGUUGCUGCGUUCCUCGAGAUGGCUGGUUCGUUUGGCAGCAGUAGCACUGGUGACCCUGCAGCGACACAGCAGCACUAG
Molecule: messenger RNA, 1872 nt
Organism: Pseudozyma hubeiensis SY62
Lineage: Eukaryota; Fungi; Basidiomycota; Ustilaginomycetes; Ustilaginales; Ustilaginaceae
Product: potential serine/threonine-protein kinase Hsl1
Exons: 1
Coding region: 1-1872 (623 amino acids)
Source: RefSeq, a predicted model, not a curated record